This is a messenger RNA of Ricinus communis (castor bean), 933 nucleotides long. Its product is annotated as protein RGF1 INDUCIBLE TRANSCRIPTION FACTOR 1. The record is from RefSeq and is a predicted model, not a curated record. NCBI's taxonomy places the organism in Eukaryota, Viridiplantae, Streptophyta, Magnoliopsida, Malpighiales, Euphorbiaceae. The transcript has 5 exons. Gene Ontology annotation, molecular function: zinc ion binding. Bases 96 to 701 code for a protein of 201 amino acids.
CAGAAUUUUAUCAUUUCCUUUCUAUCUUUUCUCUCCCUAAUUUCCAAUUAGUUUUCGAACUUAAACUUGUAAUCUUAUUUGAAAAGAAGAUUCACAUGAUGAUUCAAUCUUCAUCCAAAGAAAUAAACCAGGCUGAAGAAGCAACACACCACAGACACACCAAGGAACCAGAGUGGAUCGAAGAAUUCCUGAAAAGAACAUUCUUUGAAUCGUGUACAACUCAUCCAAUUCGUAGAAAUGAGACAAAUAGAUAUUGCAUAAACUGCAAUUUGUCAGCUUGCCAAUAUUGUAUGUCCUCAGCUACCCAUCGCCAUCAUAAGAUCCUCAAAAUAUACAGGCAUGUCUACAAGGAUGUCGUCUCCCUUGGUGCUAUGGAUAAGUACAUUGACUGUUCUCAGAUUCAGCCAUAUAAGUGCAACAAGCGGUUGGUUAUAUCUCUGAAUCCUCUCCCACAUUGCGGCCCUCUGUUAAACACUGGAGUUUGUGAUGUGUGCAAGAGAAGAUUAGCUGAACCUGAACACUACAGCUACUGCUCCAUUUCCUGCAAGGUGAGAGCAUUCGGAAGGAAGUCAAGUGACUUGGAUCCUCCCUUUCUUUCCAUCCAGCAACCGCCAAGUAGUAUAAGAAUAAACAAAGAGUCGAACACCGAGCAACCGAAGCGGAAAAGGAAGGGAAUACCUUGUAGGGCACCCUUCUUCUAAACCCUUAGUUAUGUUUGUAUGACAUGGCUAGAGCAGCUGGAUGCAGCGGAAGGCCAGAGCGGGUCAAAGUUGUCAUGCGGUCUCAUUACGACGACGUGUUGAAAGAAUUUAGGUUUGUCGUUCUCCAUUGCCAUGGCUUUAGAAGAGGAACUACUUCUUAACUUUUCAGCUACAGUAGAGAAGAAGAACAAAUAGAAGAAGAGACUGGAAUAUCUGCUUAAAAUUCAGAAAU